UUUGUUCUUUUAAAUACCCUUCUAGGUGCUACGAUCAUUUCAGCUCUUACUCUCCACUCUCCACUCUACACUAUCUAAUUUCUGAAUUACGGUAUGGCUGAGGGGGCAGCGAAAGCAGUGACGCCAAACGCCGAGUUGCUGGAAUGGCCGAAGAAAGACAAGCGUCGUUUGCUUCAUGCCGUGUAUCGUGUUGGUGAUCUUGAUCGCACUAUUGAGUUUUAUACAGAAGGAUUUGGAAUGAAGUUAUUGAGGCACAGGGAUAUACCAGAAGAGAAAUACUCCAAUGCAUUUCUUGGGUUUGGACCUGAAGAGUCUAAUUUUGUUGUUGAAUUAACUUACAAUUAUGGGGUGACUUCAUAUGAUAUUGGAGAAGGUUUUGGUCAUUUUGCAAUUGCAACUGAGGAUGUUUAUAAGCUAGUAGAAAAGCUCCGUGCCCUUGGUGGUAACAUUACUAGGGAACCUGGUCCGGUCAAAGGUGGAACAUCUGUAAUUGCUUUCGUGAAGGAUCCUGAUGGCUAUGCUUUUGAGCUCAUCCAGAGAGGUCCAACUCCUGAGCCCCUCUGCCAAUUAAUGCUCCGUGUUGGAGAUCUUGAUCGCUCUAUCAAGUUCUAUGAAAAGGCCUUGGGGAUGAAGCUAUUGAGGAAGAUUGAUAGACCUGAGUACAAGUACACAUUGGCCAUGGUGGGGUAUGCUGAUGAAUAUGAGACAACUGUUCUGGAAUUUACUUACAACUAUGGUGUGACUGAAUACACCAAGGGAAAUGCAUAUGCACAGGUUGCAAUUAGUACUGAUGAUGUGUACAAAAGUGCUGAGGUUGUCAACCUUGUUACGCAAGAGCUUGGUGGUAAGAUAACACGUCAACCAGGACCAAUUCCUGGAAUCAACACCAAAAUCACCUCUUUUCUAGAUCCAGAUGGCUGGAAAUCUGUUCUGGUUGACAAUGAGGACUUCCUCAAAGAACUCCACAAGGAAGAGUAACUGCAUAAAUAGAGGAUACUGGAUCGUACUUGUAGGUUCUGGUUGACAAUGAGGACCUCCUCAAAGAACUCCACAAGGAAGAGUAACUGCAUAAAUAGAGGAUACUGGAUCCUUUACUAUCUAAGCUUCGCUAUCUGCGUAUGCAUAAUGAUGCCAGUAUUUGUAUAUAUCCAUGACAGCAGCCAAUAGCUAUCCCAGUACGUGUCGACGGCCGCUGUUCCCUGUGGCUUCCAACUAAAAUAAAAUGUUUGUGGUGGUUUUUCGAGACUUUGUUUGGUUAUUAUCAGUUUCUCCUGCCUUCUCUGCUUUCUUUUUACCCUUGUGUGCUAUAUCAGGACAGAAGCUUUGUAGAACACUUAAUCCAUCAAUAAAAAGGACUGUUCCUAGAGCAAA
Molecule: messenger RNA, 1371 nt
Organism: Populus euphratica (Euphrates poplar)
Lineage: Eukaryota; Viridiplantae; Streptophyta; Magnoliopsida; Malpighiales; Salicaceae
Product: putative lactoylglutathione lyase
Exons: 9
Coding region: 94-978 (294 amino acids)
Cellular component (GO): cytoplasm
Molecular function (GO): metal ion binding; lactoylglutathione lyase activity
Source: RefSeq, a predicted model, not a curated record